UGAAACAGGUCUAGGGAUUCUCAUUCCUUGUUUACAUUGGCAGAUAUAGAAUGUAUGAAUAAAACACAUAAAAUGUGAUUAUUGAAUACGAGACUCUAUCUUAGUAAACCUUUUAGAAUGUGUUAAUGUAUGCAAUAUUGUUGAAAGGAAGGAGGUAAAAGGUUAAAAGAUAGUAAUUAGACAAACGUUGUAUGCGUCGUCUGCAUAUUUUACUGUACAGAUCAAAACAAAAUGCAUAAAAAUAUAAACGUGAUCGUUCAUGAUGUUUUAUAAUAAUAAAAUAUCUUCUUUAUACCUAAUUUACAUGCUCUCUGAAUGAAUUAAAAUAAGCUUUUCUUGUUUUAUGGGGUAAGCUAUUAGGAUAAGUUUUAUUAAUCAGGUUUGAUUUCAUGUGAGAUAGUCCACUAAUAAGUAUUAUUUCUCUAUAGAAUUCCAAUUGCCUUUUAAAGAGAAAGUGACAAGUCCAUACAUGUUUUAUGAUUAUUCAUAUGAAAUAUUGUAAAUAAUUCAAUCCUUACAUACAAGAAGUAGUAUAAUAGCCAAUCACCAAAACAAUAAUUCUAUGACCUGUUGUACCUACUGCUAUGAAAUGUUGCUGGUAGUUCAUUUUGCCUAUAGCUCAAAAUUAUUAUAUACUGUAUAUCAUCAUUACCAUAUAAUUCAUUCAAAGCUACAUGUGGAUUAGUAAAUAUGGUCCAACGAAAAACAUUAAACAGGAUAACCUGUUUUAGGUUAGGAUGUCUGAAACAAUGUAUGGCAAGACAUGAUAGAACAUCAUGUAACUCCAUGUAGAACCCUCCAUGAACAUUUUAGCAAUAUAGCUAUGUCAAUCAACAAGUAUCCAAGCAAUAAAAAUAACAAAAUUAUUCACUCAAUCCUUUCAAUAGUAAAGCCUAAAGAAAUCCACUUCACCCAGGAAAUCAAUGAAUAUUAUUAUUAUAUAAAUUCAGUAUUAUAAUAUUCUUUAUUGCAACUAAUAUUGCUUAAUCUUCUCAGAACUUCAAGGUAUUUUCAUUUCCUUUCCAGUCCAAUAAUUUUUAAAAUAAGUGCAUUGCAAGUAAGGUAUUUUUACAUAAUAAUAGCCGCUCAGCCAAUUUCCCCUUGAUGACUACACAUCUUCACCACGAGCGCGCUGUCGGCGUUUCUCCUGCUCAAGCUUCUGCUUGCUCCAGCUCCUGUUCCCCUAUUCUGUGCAAAGUGCCCACACGUGGAAGCGCAUAUAAAAUUUCUAGUGUUUUUUAAUUAUUUAAUUUUUAUUCAGAUUUCUUUCUAGUUUUGUAUCGGCGGGAUAAUAAAUAAUUGAAAUCUGAUAUCUCGUUCUGCAUUUUAUCUUCAUUUCAUUUUGCAAUAGAAUUACAAACAACAGUUUUACAGUACUGCAAAAGAAAAGGCAAAGCAUUCAUCUCAUAAUGAAUCCAGUAUUGAGGGUGAAGUCUGAGCCAAGAGACAUGGAUGAAGACGACAUCAAAGAAGAGAUUGACAUUGACUACACCAUGUCCUGGCUUGGCAAGCAGGAAGUUUUGGUUGACGAACAGGUCUCCUCCAACCCUGACAGUUUACUCACUGUAAAAGAGGAGGAAACGCACUCAACUGGAGAAGAAUCUGUAAGAGAAGGAGAUGAUGAAGAAAACGAAAGGACAGUUAGCAAAGAGAUAACCUUGCCCACUGCUUAUGUACUGCAUAGUAAUGCAAGAAGACAAUACCAGAACCAGAGCUCAGAUCACGAAUUUGUGUCUCAAUCAGCUGGUAGUUGUGGUGAUUCCUCUGAAGAAGAAGGAGGAGGAAACGAAAACUGUGAAUCACAAGAUGGAAACAAUGAAAUACUGGUAGUAAAAACAAAACCUAAUCGAAAUCGAGAUGUCAUAGAUCAGGGAGAUAGAAAUGCAACACUCAAAACGACAGUUACAGAGCCUCAUCAGUGUUCAGUCUGUACAAAACACUUCUCUCGUAGUAGUUACUUGAAUGUCCACAUGCGAACUCACACCAAAGAGAAACCUUACCAGUGUACAGUCUGUACAAAACAAUUCUCUCAGAGUAGUGACUUGAAUGUCCACAUGCGAACUCACACCAAAGAGAAACCUUACCAGUGUACAGUCUGUACAAAACGUUUCUCUCAAUCUAGUACUUUGAAUUUUCACAUGAAAACUCACACCAAAGAGAAACCUUACCAGUGUACAGUCUGUACAAAAAGAUUCUCUCGGUCUAAUACUUUGAAUGUUCACAUGCGUACUCACACCAAAGAGAAACCUUACCAGUGUACAGUCUGUACAAAAAGCUUCUCUCAAUACAGUAAUUUGUAUCACCACAUGCGUACCCACUCCAAAGAGAAACCUUACCAGUGUACAAUCUGUACAAAAAGUUUUUCUCGGUCUGAUUAUUUGAUUGUCCACAAGCGUACUCACACGAAAGAGAAACCUUACCAGUGUACAGUCUGUACAAAACGUUUCUCUCAAUCUAGUAAUUUGAAUUUUCACAUUAAAACUCACACCAAAGAGAAACCUUACCAGUGUACAGUCUGUACAAAAAGCUUCUCUCAAUCUAGUAAUUUGAAUUUUCACAUUAAAACUCACACCAAAGAGAAACCUUACCAGUGUACAAUCUGUACAAAAAGAUUCUCUCGGUCUAAUACUUUGAAUGUUCACAUGCGUACUCACACCAAAGAGAAACCUUAGCAGUGUACAGUCUGUACGAAAAGCUUCCCUCGGUCUCAUCAUUUGAAUUACUCACACCAAAGGGAAGCCUUAUAAGUGUACAGUCGGUACGAAGAGCUUUACUGUUUCUUGCAAUUUGAAUCUUUUUUUGUUGAUACACAAGACAAUUUGAAAUCUUGCAGAUAUGAAGCACUCUCAUCAGCCUGAUUCCUUACCUGCCUAAUAAGACUGUUUUGAGGUCGAAAUGUUGAGAAUUGCUGAUACAAGAGAGUAUUUCAAAUGAGAUGUCAAAAAAUCUUACUUCAAUCCUUUUGUCAACUAUUACAAUGGUUCGUUCACCCCCUUGUACCAUGAAAAACAUUUUCUCCCAUGAGCAGCUUCAUGUAGGUGGAGAGUAGAGAUUUGAAGGUGGUAGGUGAGGGGGAAUGCGCUGGAUGGUCCCAUUCAGAGCAAUUGCUUUGUGGUGAUGGCCAUGUUGGUUUGGCAGGGUGAAAACCUGACUCCAUGUAAGCAUAACUAUGACUUCAAAAAUAAAUGUCCUUCGGCCCUGAAAUCCUUAGUACACUUAUAUUAUGAACCUGCCUUGUAGAGCAAUUUUUCCUAAUAUGAAUAUUAUGUUGGAAAACAUAAUGUUCACUGCAAAUGUGGAAAUCCAAUAGAUGAUUGACAUGAUGAUACUCUUGUUUUUUUUAUUUUGUAUGAAAGACUAACGACGUGAUUUGCUUAUUCUUUCGAUCUAUGGACCUUUUUUAUUAUAUUUCCUUGCUUUUUCCAUUCUUAUUCAUUUAAUAUUAUCCAAUACAAAGAACCCCUUGAGAUUUCAAUCAUAAUUCUUUAGAAAAUAAUUCUAGUAUUUUUAUAAUGCUGUAUAGAAUAUAUAACUUUUAUAUAAAAAAGGUCUUGAACAUUGUUAAUGUAGAAUGAUAAUGAAUCAUAUUAGUGGUUUAUUUUAGUCACAUCGUUUUUUGUACUAAAAUCUUCUACAGUACUGCUAUCUUAAGCCCGGUUGCAUAAAGCCUGUUGAAUUCUAAUCAUGAUUAAAUCCACAAGAACCAAUGAGAGAAUGCUAUUUUCAUAGUAUGCAUAGUAUUUUAACGUAAGGCUGUCAAUCUUCCAUUGUUCAUUUGUAUAAACACUACCUCAUGUCUUUUGAGUAACGCAACGUCUAUUGAAUAAUCAUAUUAUGCAACAUUGACUUUCACCAAUUUUAAAAUACUGAAUCUAUUUUUUUCAUUUAUUUUAGUUUAUAUUUAGUAGUCAAACUAAUGCUGUAUGCAGCAUUAUGUAUCUGAUUUUCAUAAUUGUCGAAGUGUUCAUGUUUAUAAAAAUAAUGUUCAGUAUGAUUUUAUUUCUGAAACAGUAAAAGCUAUCUUUCUACCAAAGUGGCUUUAAAAGUAUAAAGUAUUAAAUUUUAGGGUUAAUAGUUGUGUUUAUGUUCAUCAAAAUAAUGUUCAGUAUAAUUGGUAUUUCAUGAACAGUAAAAGCUGGUUUUCUAUCAAA
Molecule: messenger RNA, 4151 nt
Organism: Nilaparvata lugens (brown planthopper)
Lineage: Eukaryota; Metazoa; Arthropoda; Insecta; Hemiptera; Delphacidae
Product: zinc finger protein 664-like
Exons: 5
Coding region: 1410-2672 (420 amino acids)
Biological process (GO): regulation of transcription by RNA polymerase II
Cellular component (GO): nucleus
Molecular function (GO): RNA polymerase II cis-regulatory region sequence-specific DNA binding; DNA-binding transcription activator activity, RNA polymerase II-specific
Source: RefSeq, a predicted model, not a curated record